AUGCAGUCUGAGUCCAAGAAGUAUGAAGAAGAGACACCUUCUCUGCACUGGGGGUUGGAUCCUGUAUUUUCUGCAUUUGCAAGACUCUAUAUUAAAGAUAUAAAAGAAAUGAGAGAAUCUAAACAAGUGCCAGGUAUAUUCUUUUAUAAUGGACAUCCAAUAAGACAGGUGGAUGUUGUUGGGAUGGUGGUUCAAACAAAAGAACGAGAUGCCUUUUAUAAUUAUGGAGUGGAUGAUAGUACUGGAGUUAUAAAUUGUGUCUGCUGGAAAAAUCUCAUGGUAGCAGAAACAUCUUUAUCAGGUCAUUCAAGCACACCCAGCAGUCUUAUUGUGCUUGAACAGAUGAAGAAACUCCAAGAAAUGGUGAGUCAGAAAACCAAGCUGGAGAUUGGGGAUGUUGUCAGGGUCAGAGGUCACAUCCGAACCUACAGGCAACAAAGAGAAAUUCAGGCCUCGUGUUUUUAUAAAGUGGAUGAUCCUGUGUGUGAUGUUCAGAUAUCGAGAAUGCUGGAACUCCCCUGUCUCUAUAGAGAAGUUUAUGAUAAACCUUUUCAAGCCCCCAAGGAGGGACAGAGGUAAAUGCAGUAUCCAGACUGUGGCCUGGAGGGUCAGAAUUUCACAAUCAAUAUGCUGCAUGAGAAAGUGAAAUGCUUUCUAUUAGAAAACAAAAUACAGACCUUUUACCAACAGGAGCUGGAAACAAUUGAUGCUCUGGUGUCCCUGACUGGUGUACAUCUACCCAGUCCCAGCUGUCAGGAGGUUAAGUCAAAAAGUGACUCCAGUUCCAAAAGGAUUCACAGUGUUUUUAAGGAAGCAAUAAGGAUGCUACAAGAAAAAGGCGUGGUUUUCCAGAAACCUAGUAGCUCCAAGGACUUAUACCAUGUAACUGACCAUGAUAAGGAGCUGCUUAAAGUGACCCUUGAUGUGAUUAAAGAAGACUGUCAAAAACCCAGGCAUGCUGAGAAAGGCUGCCAUUUCCUUCAUGUCCUGAGCUGUCUGCGGCAGAGCUACAACCCCUCUCUGCCUGAGGUGGUGAUGCACCGUGUCAUGGAUCUGCUGGAGAGUAACAGUGAUGUUGUCAGCACUAUGGAUGGGUAUUAUAUGGCAUUUUGA
Molecule: messenger RNA, 1113 nt
Organism: Merops nubicus (carmine bee-eater)
Lineage: Eukaryota; Metazoa; Chordata; Aves; Coraciiformes; Meropidae
Gene: STN1
Product: oligonucleotide/oligosaccharide-binding fold containing 1
Exons: 9
Biological process (GO): nucleotide-excision repair; telomere capping; DNA replication
Cellular component (GO): CST complex; chromosome, telomeric region; DNA replication factor A complex
Molecular function (GO): single-stranded telomeric DNA binding
Source: RefSeq, a predicted model, not a curated record